UCUGCGGGGGUCACGUGCUCAUUUAGCGCGAAAGUUUGGAGUCGCUCUCGACCGCGAGAAGUGGCGCCGGCUCGGGGCUGCUGCAGAUAGAACGUUCACCGGGAGGGAAAGUAACAACAUUCUAGUUUGGAACUCUCAGCUCGCAACGUUCCAUUCUCCAGCGACCACCCGCCCCGGCCGCGGUUAAAUUGCCCGCCCUGCACCCACAGUGCGGGGACAAAUUUUUAAGCAUAGCUGGAGUGUGUUUCUGCUGCAGUAGCAGCUCGAUUUGCGGCUGCUUCGUUUUCAGUCUGGUGCUAUGGCACAGAUCAAACUCACAGACUAUUUCCCCCAGACUAAAAAAGCGAAGAGAGACGCGCUUUCUGUGAAAUGCAGGAAGGUAGAAACUGGAAGUGGCACCAUUGCCGGGACUGGGUCGCUUGCAAAGGAACGUCGGCAAUCGCGAAGGAAAGUGUUGGCAAAGCAACCGAUCAUAACGCAAACUUGGGUUUCAAGCAGGGAAAGCUCGCCUCCUGCACCAGCCAAAGCGCCUGUCGUUCCGGAAGUCGUUAAAUCGGUGCUCUCAAACCGGCAGGAAGUUUGCGCGACUCCCAAACAGGAGGCAGAUAAGAGAGUCUCCACGUUUGAGUAUCUUGUGACUCCAUCAAAAGAUGACAAAAUACCCACCGAGUUUGGUUUGGGAUCGGCCGUUUUGGGGCCUGGUGGCGAUGGGGGAAUUGGGCAGCAGACCAGCACGGCGAAGAAACGCUAUCGCUCUGAUUCGAUCGAUGAACCUGAGCCACAGCCAGCGGUAGAGCCGGGUUCGCAGGGCCCGCAACGUGUACCAUCUGCCCGGAGGUGCCUGGUGCUACAACCACAAGAAGCAGAGAACCGGCUUCAACAAAACACCAAGGCUGAGGAAACGGUACCGCUGCCACAUGCGGAGACUUCCGAGGCCACGGUGGACGCAGCACCUGGAAAGGAGGGUCUUCUGGCUUUAAAAAGCCGGUUACAAAGAAUUCAGAAGCUUGGCCAAACAGCUAAUUUAUUUGCACCUUCUGAUUUGAGUACUGAUACCAAGAGUCGCCUGAAACGGGUUCAGGAACUAGAAUUGAAGGUACGAGAAAAUAAAGACCGAGAAAGGACAGCUGAGCAGGAGGAAAAAUCAAGUGAGGAAGAAAGGGUGAAGACACCAGCGUACCAGCGUUUCCACAAUUUGGCACAGGAUGUCCCACCGGGCUUGACCUUGCCUUUCAAAUACAAGGUGUUGGCAGAGAUGUUCCGUAGCAUGGACACUGUUGUGAGCAUGUUGUUCAAUCGCUCCGAGAUCGUUACCUUUGCCAAGGUGAAACAGGGUGUUCAAGACAUGUUGCGGAAACAGUUUGAACGGCGAAAUAUUGGACAAAUUAAGACAGUUUACCCAUCAGCGUACAAGUACCGGCAGGAGAAGGGAAUCCCAACAUGGAGUGACUCUGUGAAGAAGUCCAGCUACCAGCUCACCAUCGAUCCGGUGUUUGAAGGAGAGGAGAAUUCUGAAGGCCACCCACAACUAACAGCCACUCGCUUGCUUCUGCGCCGUCGCAUUUUCAGUCGAAACCUUACAAACAUGGUGAAGCAACACCAUAAGGUAUUUUUGGCUUCUCUUAACCCUCCGAUGUAUGUUCCUGAUAACAAGCUAACACGAUGGCACCCACGUUUUAAUGUGGAUGAAGUUCCAGACAUUGUUGCUGCUGAACUUCCCCAGCCUCCAGAUUUUGAAAAGCUAACAACUGCUCAAGAAGUACUGGAUAAAGCUCGCAGCAUGAUGACACCAAAGAUGGAGAAAGCACUUGCCAACAUGGCCCUCAAAUCUGUAGAAACUGCCAUGGCAGCUACCAUUGAACGAAAGGAGCUAAAUGUUCUGAGCCCACAUCCAAGUCCUGGUCCUUCUGAUGCACUGAAAGGGGUUUCGCAGAGUCUGCUCGACAGGAUCCGUACCAAAGAAGCUCAAAAAAUUCAGGCUGCCAUGACAAGGAAUCCUGCACAGACUGAGCGUCUUCAUAUGAUGAUGAGACUUCCUGAGAUAACAAGAAUUUUGCGCAAUGUUUUCGUGUCAGAGAAGAAACCAGCUUUGAAUAUUACAGUGGCAAGCAACAGAGUGGUUGACAGCUAUCGAUCUGCAAUGCCCUUGGGUGAUAUGGAAAAACAUCUGCGGUUACUGGCUGACAUUGUUCCUGACUGGCUGACUAUCCAUACGAUCAGGAAGGAUGUGUACCUGAAGUUGAACAAGAAUGUGGAGUUGAACAUGGUUGUGGAGAAAAUUGCAAAAAAGAUAAAGGAAGAGGAAAAAGCAUGAUUUUUUAAAAUGUUUUUAAACACAAGUUCUGCACAGAACCUGAACACCAAAUGUAAAAAUGUGAAUUGUGUAUCUGUAUAUUGGAUGAUGGGAAACAAAUGGAUACUGGAGUGAGAUAGCUUACAGAUUUUACAGAUCAAUAUUUUUCCUGGAAAGUUUUCUUGACAAUUAUUUAUAAGGCCAUAGUCUGAAGUGUUUUUUUAAAAAUUGAAUAUUAUUUGUCAAAUUAAAGGUGAGGAAAUCAUUCAGCUUGCAAUACAGUUUCAAAGAAGAAGACUAUCUUUUGUGUAAUGUUCGUGUCUUCCAGCAGCAGUAGUUUUUCUGUUUGGUUUCAAACAGUAUAUUAAAUUGUUCAAUAAUCUGCUUUGAAAAUCUGUUGGAAAUCAUUCAUAAAUGUUAAGCUGAAAAUUAGAUAUUUGUGUGAAUGGGUGUUGGGGGAAGGGAAUGAUUUUAAGGAAUGACUUGAUUAAACGUUUCACUUCUGUGACUGAUUUUUAUUUCAAAUGUAUAAACCAGUUAACAUUUUACAAAAUUGUAAAUUCUCUGCCAGCUUGAAAUAAAUAGACACAAGACUGUUAACAAA
Pristis pectinata (smalltooth sawfish) is the source of this 2897-nucleotide messenger RNA. It is a transcript of the gene cdt1, whose product is annotated as chromatin licensing and DNA replication factor 1. Gene Ontology annotation, molecular function: DNA binding; DNA polymerase binding. Gene Ontology annotation, biological process: mitotic cell cycle; regulation of DNA-templated DNA replication initiation; DNA replication preinitiation complex assembly. The transcript has 9 exons. The coding region runs from base 299 to 2314 and encodes 671 amino acids. The record is from RefSeq and is a predicted model, not a curated record. Gene Ontology annotation, cellular component: nucleus. Lineage: Eukaryota; Metazoa; Chordata; Chondrichthyes; Rhinopristiformes; Pristidae.